GGGGCGGCGCUUGGUGAUGAAGCUCAGGUGACUGUGACGGGACUGGGUUUUGUGGCGCUGAGGGAAGUGACAGGAUGAUGGACACAACAGCCGGGGCUGUGAACCUCAAUUAAACCUAAUCUUCAGAGAGAUAUCUCCUCUGUUCGCAAUCAUGGGGCAGCAGAUCUCCAGCCAGACACAGACGGUUAUCAACAAGCUGCCCGAGAAACUGGUGAAGCACAUGACUCUGGCCCGAGAGAGCGGAGUCCUGACGUACGAGGAGUUCCUGGGCAGGGUCGCUGAGCUUAAUGAUGUAACAGCUAAAUUGGCUUCGGGACAGGAAAAACAUCUCCUGUUUGAAGUGCAGCCAGGUUCUGAUUCCUCUGCCCUGUGGAAAGUUGCUGUACGAGUUCUGUGUACCAAGAUCAAUAAGACGACUGGUAUUGUGGAAGUCUCGCGGAUCAUGAACUUGUACCAGUUUAUGCAGCUGUACAAAGACAUCACCAGUCAUGCCGCAGGAGUAUUCACCCAAAGCAGCAGCUGUGACGGUGGCGGUGCAGCUGAGGAGAACAUGGAGGGCUUUUCUUCUCUUUCCUCCUGCCAAGCAAGCUUUUUAAUGGGAAAGGUUAAGCAGCUGACAGACGAGGAAGAGUGCUGCAUCUGCAUGGACGGACGGGCCGACCAGAUCCUGCCUUGUGCUCAUAGCUUCUGUCAGAAGUGCAUUGACAAAUGGAGCGAUCGAAACCGCAACUGUCCUAUUUGCCGCCUCCAGGUAACAGGGGCAAAUGACUCAUGGGUAGUGUCAGAUGCCCCCACAGAUGAAGACGUGGCCAGCUACAUUCUCAACCUGGCUGACGAGGUGGGGCAGCCCCAUGACACUUUCUUGUAAUCCCUGCAAAUCCUACAGCGGAGUGACAUCAUCUGCGCUCUCCUAAAUGUAACAUUUAAUUCCCAAACUCUCCACUUACUGACGUUAGUAUAAUCAUGAUAGAAGAAGAAGUGUUUUGGCGGGUGAUGGGGUUCACUGAAAAUUGGCAUAGUGUCUCCAUGUGUGUUGGAGGAAGAAGCCAUUUUCAUUCCCAGUCUUGUUGUGAAUAUACCUUUAUCCUUAAUGUAAAUGUGAAGGUUAGACUGACAUAUACAGUAUCUCUUGUAGCUAAGGGGUUUAUGAUGUUCGCUGCGGGCGUGGCUAACUAAAACCCUUCCGAACACAAAGCUGUAGUUUUAUUCUGUAGGGUUGUGAAGAGUCCCCUCGACUGGCUAUAUGGCACUUAUAGGACCAUGUUGUGGGUAUCCGCUGAAUGCCACUUACACUGUCACCCGCUUGCAUGCAAACAGCACCCAACAUGGCAUGCAUAAAGACUGACUCCCUGACUUGCAUUUAUUUGCAUUAAAGAGAAGUUGUUUCUAAUAUAU
Xenopus laevis (African clawed frog) is the source of this 1395-nucleotide messenger RNA. It is a transcript of the gene rnf141.S, whose product is annotated as ring finger protein 141 S homeolog. Gene Ontology annotation, molecular function: ubiquitin-protein transferase activity. Gene Ontology annotation, biological process: protein autoubiquitination. The record is from RefSeq and is a predicted model, not a curated record. Bases 152 to 868 code for a protein of 238 amino acids. The transcript has 6 exons. Lineage: Eukaryota; Metazoa; Chordata; Amphibia; Anura; Pipidae.